GCUUAGGCGUGCUUAGUGGUGGUAUAAAACGGAGUUGAUUUCUUGAUAGAUUCAGUUGAUACAUUAACAGCAAGAUGUGGACAGGCAGUGUAGUGUUGACACUUGUGUGUAUCGGUACGGCGUUAGGUCUGCCAGCGUUUUCUAACUACCAUAACAAGAACAACCAACCUGACAAAGAUGUCCCGGUGAUUAACUUACCUGGAGGGAACAAAGAUGUCCCGGUGAUUAACUUACCUGGAGAGAACAAAGAUGUAUAUUUUCAGCAUAUGAGACUCCCUCUCAGUACUUUUGUCGGUGAAAACAAAGUUGAAUAUGCUUGCUCAGCUUUCCGACUUAAACCAAACGAAUAUAUUGUUGAAUAUCUACCACUUGGAAAACGAGAUGACACAUAUCACAUAACCAUCAGUGUGUGUGACGCCCCCUACGAUGAUUCGCCUGUUUGGGAAUGCAUGAAGCCUUCACGUGUUUGCAAAGGACAGAAAAGGGAGGUCAUGUAUGCCUGGACCAACGGGGCUCCGGGCUGGACCUUACCAGAAAUUGCCGGGGUGUACACUGGAGACAAACCCAAGUACAUUAUCCUACAAGUCCAUGGACGAGACGAUAUCUCCAAUGAACGAGCGGCAGACUUCGCACAUUUACGGUUGAAAAUAAAAACCACAAGACCACCGCUAGAUGCUGCUAUUGGUAUAUACUCUGUCGGUGGCUUUGUCCCUGCUCAUGUGGAGAAUUUCACUGCUGAUGUUGCGUGUGAAUGGAACAUGACCAAGCCCUCACCUAUUUUGUCAUAUGGUUUACAUACACACAGCAGAGGUAUAGCACAAUCGGGCUACAUUGUUAGGAACGGCGAGUGGAUUGAGAUUGGACGUGGUGAUCCAUUGUACCCUCUGGUAUUGUUUGACGUCACAGAUAGAAACAUGUGGCUUCAACCAGGAGAUAUAAUCGCAUCGAGAUGCACGUAUCGUAAUACAGGAGACUCACAAAUACCCAUGGGGUUCACUCACUUGAAGGAGAUGUGCAACUUAUUCCUGCAUUAUGGCGUACUCCACGACAGUCUUGAUCAGACAAGGUCCUUGUCUUGCAGUGCCAGCGCACAGGAGUCUGCAUGGAAAGUAUUCGACAACAUUCCAGCCGACGCUAGCGACCCUAGCGGCGACACGGACCAAGCUCGAUACGUCAAACAGUAUCAUCUUACUCACAACUACUAAACACUAGAAAGAAAUCCGUCACACUGUUCUUAUAAAGAUCACUUAUUUAAUAUGUCUCGGGUAAAUUUUCGCUACAUUGCUGUAUAAAUAUUCCUGACAAUAAACAACGACACCUACCUACCUUUCUAUUCAGGAGUGGGAAUGAUAUAGCCAACACCUCUGCAUUGAUAGGAGAUCACACUGCAGGAAAAUACUACGAGCCAGUCAUUGGGACUUUUCCCUUGUUACUUCGUGUCUGUUCUUCAUUGUGAUAAGCCUUUUUAUAGUAUUGUAUAUUUUAAAACUAAAUAUAACAUGUAUAUUGAUUAAAUUGAAUUCCUGGCAAAUUUACUUCAAUGUGUUUCAUACCAUAUGUAUUAGCAUGGCUGACAGAGGAAUACUGGAAAUGUUUACUCUGUUCUAGCACAUCGCUUUAAAUCCGGGUUUUUAUUGACAUCCAUGUAGUAUGUCCUUUAUGUUGAUUUUCUUCGGUUACUGUUGUCCGCCAGUAUCGAUGUUGAUAUUACAAUCUGCCUCUUAUUUGUACUGACGCUGUGAUAUAGAGGUAGCAGGCAGUGACAAUUCUUUGUCAUAUUUAUUUUACAUGAAUUUGUCAAUAAAACAAUUUCAAAGGUUACUUAA
This is a messenger RNA of Mizuhopecten yessoensis (Yesso scallop), 1826 nucleotides long. RefSeq names its product peptidyl-glycine alpha-amidating monooxygenase B-like. Gene Ontology annotation, molecular function: copper ion binding; oxidoreductase activity, acting on paired donors, with incorporation or reduction of molecular oxygen, reduced ascorbate as one donor, and incorporation of one atom of oxygen. Gene Ontology annotation, cellular component: extracellular region. Lineage: Eukaryota; Metazoa; Mollusca; Bivalvia; Pectinida; Pectinidae. The transcript has 12 exons. The record is from RefSeq and is a predicted model, not a curated record. Bases 75 to 1205 code for a protein of 376 amino acids.